Schistocerca piceifrons (Central American locust) is the source of this 2542-nucleotide messenger RNA. RefSeq names its product kinesin-like protein Klp10A (gene Klp10A). The record is from RefSeq and is a predicted model, not a curated record. Gene Ontology annotation, molecular function: microtubule motor activity; ATP binding; microtubule binding. The coding region runs from base 290 to 2293 and encodes 667 amino acids. The transcript is spliced from 14 exons. NCBI's taxonomy places the organism in Eukaryota, Metazoa, Arthropoda, Insecta, Orthoptera, Acrididae. Gene Ontology annotation, biological process: microtubule-based movement.
UUCGCCGGAACGAAAUAAAGGAUAUUACUUUUAUGUGCUUUGACUUCAGGAGCAAGCCAUUUUUUAGAGUUCCGUUAUUUGUGGACCUAAUGAUUUCAAGUUUUCGUAAAUUGUGCUUGUGACUUCCUGCCAAAUUUGAAAGUGGAGAUUGUACUGUGUGUUUAUGAUCUUUGGUAUAACUGUCAUUUUGAUCUGCAGCAGUUCAUAGUUGCUGAGGCACAUUGAAACCGGUGAAGUGGUGAUGUGAAUGUAGUUUUAAAAUAAGCGUAGUGGCAUAUACUCUGUGAAAAUGGAAGACGAACUAUAUGGAAUUAGUGCUGGCACUGCUGUUGACAUUCAGCGAACUGAUGGGCGUGUACACGCCGCUGUAGUUUCCGGGGUAAAUCUCCAAACUCGUAGUGUGACGGUAGAAUGGAUAGAGAGAGGAGAGACGAAGGGCAAGGAGAUUGAGAUUGAUGCUAUCCUCUCCCUCAACCCUGGACUUACAAACAAGGGCAGAGAUGACACUACCUUCAUCCCUCACAAACUGCAACGAAGUGCUACAAGGGCUUCAGUAGGUGGUCAAGCUCAUAGAGAACGAGCAUUACGCAACAAACAAGGUGGAAGGCUCACAAAUGUUCCAACAGUAAAUGGACAUGGGGAUACACACAUCCAAAGAGGAUUAGAAAAUAUUGCUCCAAACCCAGCUAAUUUAACUGCACGACAACACACUAUGCAGCACCAACAAUUAACAGCAUUGCAGCAACAAAAGCAACAACAGCAGCAGUUAAUCCAACACCAGUUACUAGUUCAACAACAACAGCAGCAGCAGCUACUGCAACAACAACAACAACAACAACAACAACAGCAGCAGCAGCAGCAGCAACAACAGCAGCAGCCUGCAACAGUUGGAAAUACAGGAGCUGGUAAAUUUCGCCGUAGUAAUGUUGUGAAAGAAGUUGAAAAAUUAAAAAAGAACAGAGAUGAAAGGAGGCAGCGUCAAGCUGAACUUAAAGAAGAGAAAGAACUACUUAUGAAUAUGGACCCAGGGAAUCCAAACUGGGAGUUCCUCGCAAUGAUAAGGGAAUACCGGAGUAGCAUUGAAUUUAGACCUCUGCGAGAAACCGAUCCUGUUGAAGACCACCAGAUAACAGUGUGUAUUCGGAAAAGACCUCUAAAUAAGAAAGAAAUGAACAGAAAAGAAGUUGACGUUAUCACUGUCCCUACAAAGGAUCAGAUGGUAGUCCAUGAACCUAAAACUAAAGUUGACCUCACAAAAUACUUGGAAAAUCAGAUAUUCAGGUUUGACUACGCAUUUGAUGAAACCUGUUCCAACGAACUUGUUUACAAGUACACUGCGAAACCUUUGGUGCAAACAAUUUUUGAAGGAGGGAUGGCAACUUGCUUUGCUUAUGGCCAAACAGGUAGCGGAAAGACACAUACAAUGGGUGGAGAUUUCCACGGAAAAACCCAAGACUGUACAACAGGGAUAUAUGCAAUGGCAGCAAAAGAUGUUUUUAAUUUUCUGAGGUCCUCAAAAUACAAGCCUUUGAACUUAAUGGUGUCUGCCAGCUUUUUUGAGAUAUAUAGUGGCAAAGUAUUUGACCUCUUAGCCAAUAAAUCAAAGUUGAGGGUUUUAGAAGAUGGAAAGCAGCAAGUACAAAUAGUUGGUCUGACCGAAACAGUAGUUGACUCUGUGGAAGAAGUUCUCAAGUUAAUACAGCAUGGAAAUAAUGCAAGGACAUCUGGACAGACAUCAGCAAAUACGAAUUCUUCGCGAUCGCAUGCUGUUUUCCAAAUUGUUUUGAGGGUAACAGGAAUAAAUAAAGUUCAUGGGAAAUUCUCCCUCAUAGAUUUGGCUGGCAAUGAAAGAGGAGCAGAUACUUCAUCGGCUAAUAGACAGACAAGGAUGGAAGGUGCAGAAAUCAAUAAAUCCUUAUUAGCAUUGAAGGAAUGUAUAAGAGCCUUAGGAAAGAAAGGGGCUCAUCUUCCAUUUAGAGCCAGCAAAUUAACACAGGUUUUGAGGGAUUCAUUUAUAGGAGAAAAGUCCAGAACAUGCAUGAUAGCGAUGAUAAGUCCUGGCAUGAGUUCCUGUGAACAUUCCCUGAACACUUUACGUUAUGCUGACAGAGUAAAGGAACUAAAUGCAACUGAUCUCACUGAAACAAAAGUGUCACCAAGCGAAGAAGAAACUAUGAGAGUCGACGACAACUUAGAAGAUAGUGACCUUGCGCAGCUGCGAUCAUUAAAUGCUGAAGAAUCUCUGCAGAUUUAUACACAUUCCACGAAGCUGUUUCGCAUCUUCAGAUGUUAGAAGAAGAAGUUAUUGAUACACACAAACAUUUGUUAGAGUGUAACCCACACUGGCAUCACGUGGCUGAGAAGCUUUUUGCGCUUACAAAUGAAGUGGAUUAUGACCAAGAUGCUUAUUCAAAGCAACUUGAUCAGCUCCUAACGCAGGAAAUUGAAGCACUGAUAAAGUGCAAAGAAAAAGUAGCAGCGUUCAGAGCACAGUUAGAAGCCGAAGAACUCAUAAGCCAGAAAAUAAAGCGCCCUGUUCGAC